GCUUGGCCUUAAAGCUGCAAGAGAACUAAACCCCUGAGAAUUCAGUGGCCUUAUGGGCCUAGCCCCCUAAAGUCCCCUAAAGUAGCUGCUUGAUUGUGGCGUUGACUGGCUCACUGUUGAAUGUAGGGGGGCUCGUGCGUCUUGCAUUGGUAUUGGCAACCUUAGGCGCUAAAAACUAGAACGUGCGUUUCAUGGACCGCUGUCAAGGGUGCAGCUUUGGCCCUGGCGCCCUGGACCACUGCUGCUGUCCAUCUUAUCGAUUCUCCAAUUUUAAUCUCGACUUUCCCCCAAAACGCUGUUCUUACCUUUCUUUCUUUCCUGCGACAACAAUAAAGUCCACGUAAUUCUUCUUCAAACUUCAUUCGCCUCGUUUUAACUUUGCCGUCAAGCAAUUUAAUCAUCGUACCACCACAUUUCGAAUACCCUUCUCUAAUCCAUCACCAUUCAAAUACCGCAAUCAUGCCUGGUGUUCCUAAGGACGCUCUUGACAACCUCAAGGCUAAGUUGAAGAAGGUCUUCAGCAAGAGCAAGAAGACUAAGCCUGCCGACAAGCCCGCUGAGGCACCCAAGGCUGACGCUGCCGCCCCUGCCGCCGCCGCUGCUACUGAGGCCUCCAAGACCGAGGCCGCCCCGGCUGCUCCCGCCGCCGCCGAAGCUCCUAAGGCUGACACUCCAGCUGCAGCUCCAGCUGCCGAAGCUGCUGCCGCUCCUGCUGCGCCCGCUAAGGCUGAGGAGGCCCCGAAGGUCGAAGCGCCUGCUGCUGAAGCCGCUGCGCCUGCUGCCCCCGCCGAGGCCCCAGCCGCCGAAGCUAAGCCCGCUGAGGAGGCCAAGCCCGCCGCGACCGCUUAAGCCUACGUCGCCCCCAAUACGUCGGCAUGCGGCAACAUGGACUCGAGAGACGGGUGCCAGAUAAUUAGCUAGUUGGACAGGUGGUCAGGAUUGCCUCAAUGGCGUCAAUUAAUAAUACUCUGCUUUGUUUUUUGUGCUGGAAGGGUUGAAGUGCGGAGGAUAUUCCCAGAGAGUUUUCGGUUUGAGAGAUACCCAAAGUAGCUUCGAGAAACAAUGGACUUUAUUCUCGAUCUAAACUAAACUAACUGUAUGGAUGGCGGACU
Annulohypoxylon maeteangense is the source of this 1112-nucleotide messenger RNA. RefSeq lists its product as uncharacterized. NCBI's taxonomy places the organism in Eukaryota, Fungi, Ascomycota, Sordariomycetes, Xylariales, Hypoxylaceae. Bases 460 to 849 code for a protein of 129 amino acids. The transcript has 4 exons. The record is from RefSeq and is a predicted model, not a curated record.